Molecule: messenger RNA, 1910 nt
Organism: Apaloderma vittatum (bar-tailed trogon)
Lineage: Eukaryota; Metazoa; Chordata; Aves; Trogoniformes; Trogonidae
Product: inhibitor of apoptosis protein-like
Exons: 8
Coding region: 1-1827 (608 amino acids)
Biological process (GO): regulation of cell cycle; negative regulation of apoptotic process
Cellular component (GO): cytoplasm; nucleus; spindle microtubule
Molecular function (GO): cysteine-type endopeptidase inhibitor activity involved in apoptotic process
Source: RefSeq, a predicted model, not a curated record
AUGAACAUAAUGGAAGAUAGCCAUUUCUUGGCUAGCAUCACGAAGCAGAGUGCUUUGUGUUGUGAACUGAAGUAUGACUUAUCCUGUGAGCUCUACAGAAUAUCGACGUUUUCUACUUUCCCCACUAACGUGCCGGUGUCGGAACGGAGUCUUGCCCGAGCUGGGUUUUAUUACACUGGAGUGCAAGAUCAAGUGAAGUGCUUCAGUUGUGACUUAACUUUGGACAACUGGCAACCGGGAGAUAAUGCGAUGGAAAAACACAAACAGCUGUAUCCUAGCUGCAGUUUUGUUCAAAACGUGCUUUCAGCUAACAACCUCGGGCUGUCCUCUCGGUCUGCCUUUUCACCUCUGGUCACAAGCAGUCUCUCGCCAUCUCUGCAGUCCAUAACGCUUUCUCCAAGUUUAGAACAAGUUGGAUAUUUCAGUGGCUCUUUUUCCAGUUUUCCUCAAGAUCCAGUAACUACUAGGGCAGUUGAAGACAUUUCAUUCUUGAGACCUAAACUUCACAAUCCUUCGAUGAGUACAGAAGAUGCUAGACUACGCACUUUUCACUCAUGGCCACUCACGUUUCUCUCACCCGCUGAUCUGGCAAAGGCUGGGCUUUAUUACUUGGGGACAGCAGACAAAGUUGCUUGUUUCACCUGUGGCGGUCAGCUGAGUAACUGGGAACCCAAAGAUAAUGCUGUGUCAGAGCAUCGGAGACACUUCCCUACCUGCGCUUUUGUGGAAAACCUUACCCGAGACCAGCUGAAUUUCAGUGUUUCAAAUGUGAGCAUGCAAACCCACGAAGCACGUGUCAAAACAUUCAUCAAUUGGCCAAGCAGAAUCCCCGUUCAGCCCGAACAGCUUGCAGAUGCUGGCUUUUACUACGUAGGCCGCAAUGAUGAUGUUAAGUGUUUUUGUUGUGAUGGUGGGUUAAGGUGCUGGGAAUCUGGAGAUGAUCCAUGGAUUGAGCAUGCAAAGUGGUUUCCAAGGUGUGAGUAUCUGCUUCGUGUAAGAGGAGGAGAAUUUGUAAGUCAAGUUCAGGCCAGGUUCCCUCAUCUUCUUGAACAGCUCUUGUCAACGUCUGAUACGCCUGUAGAUGAUCCACCAAUUAUUCAUUUUGAACCUGGAGAGAAUCAUUCAGAAGAUGCGAUCAUGAUGAACACACCUGUGGUUAAAGCUGCCUUGGAGAUGGGAUUCAGUAGAAGGUUAAUAAAACAAACAGUGCAGAGUAAAAUCUUGGCCACUGGAGAAAACUACAAAACUGUGAAUGAUCUUGUGUCUGAUCUGCUCACUGCGGAAGAUGAGAAGAGGGAAGAAGAGAAAGAGAAGCAGUUUGAAGAAGUGGCAUCAGAUGAUUUGUCCUUAAUCCGGAAGAAUCGAAUGGCUUUAUUCCAACGUUUAACGUGUGUACUUCCAAUCCUCGGGAGUUUGCUGUCAGCUAAUGUCAUAACAGAACCGGAGCAUGAUGUUAUUAAGCAAAAGACUCAGACAUCACUGCAAGCAAGGGAACUGAUAGAUACAGUUUUAGUGAAAGGAAAUGAAGCAGCCAGCAUAUUUAGAAACUGUCUGCGAGAUUGUGACCCUGUGCUCUACAAAGAUUUAUUUGUGGAGAAGAACAUGAAAUAUAUUCCCACAGAAGAUGUUUCAGGUUUACCCAUGGAAGAACAAUUAAGAAGGCUGCAAGAGGAAAGAACAUGUAAAGUUUGCAUGGACAGAGAAGUUUGUAUUGUUUUCAUUCCAUGCGGUCACUUAGUGGUGUGCAAAGAAUGCGCCCCCUCCCUCAGAAAAUGCCCUAUUUGCAGGGGGACAAUAAAGGGCACAGUUCGUACAUUUCUUUCGUGAAGUGGGAAACCUGCAAAAUGUCUUUGUUCCUGUUAUCCUCCAGCUGCUGAAAUUUAAGCCAGCAAUGUCUUCAAAAUGGAAAA